CAUCAUUAUGUUCACACCUUCAUGGUGGAGCUCUCCCUUCAAAGCUGAACUUUGACAGAGACUGUAAUCGAUUACAUGGAGUACGAUCUCGAAAACCCAUUAACCAACUUCCGCUCCGACUAUUUCCCUUCCCUCUUCCUCUUGGAAUCUGAUCACAUGCCGGUAGAGAACUAUUCCCACAAUCUCAGAGCCAGAGAUUUUGACAUUUCCGUCCGACGAGAAGCCAUCUCUUCAAUCUCACAGUUUUCUUACAGCAUUGAUCCCUUUUUAUCAUAUUUAGCUGUUAACUAUCUUGAUCGAUUCCUAUCAAGCCAAGGAACGCCGGAACCAAAAACAUGGGCUGUACGUCUUCUUGCAAUCUCUUGUGUCUCCUUAGCAGCCAAGAUGAAAAAAACAGAGUUUUCCAUCACUGAUUUUCCGGGUGAUGGAGGCUUUAUAUUUGAUACACAGACAGUGGAGAGAAUGGAGUACUUGAUUUUGGGGGCUCUAAAAUGGAGAAUGCGUUCUAUUACACCAUUUUCUUUUGUCCCAUUUUUCAUUUCUUUCUUCAAGCUCAAAGACCCACCAUUAAUGCUGGCUCUUAAAGAUCGAGCUACUGAACUCAUCUUCAAAGGUCAAACUGACAUUACGCUUUUGGAGUUCAAGCCAUCAAUAGUAGCUGCAUCGGCACUUCUCUAUGCUUGCCAUGAACUCUUCCCCUUGCAAUUCCCUUGUCUUAGGAAAGAAAUUUCUAACUGUCCAUAUGUAAAUAAGGAAAACAUGUCACAAUGCUACAAAGCAAUGGAAAACUUGGUGAAGGAUGGGUACGAAUCGGUUUUUGAGCCUGUUUCGGGCUCGUACACGCCAGUCAAUGUGCUUGACCUGGAUUUUUCUAGCUCGGAGAGCAACAAAACCAACGCCUCAACCAUCAUCACUGCCACAACCAUAGCAAGUCACAAUCUAGAAGGGGACAUGAAGAGGAGGAAAAUCAAUGAUUACCAUAACAAUAAUCAGGCGGUCCAGUUUUCUCAGACCUAGCAGUAGUGUUGACAGUUAUGAUGAGAGUCAUCAUGAGAAUGAAAUCAGACAGUCCUAUCAGGGUGACCACUUUGGCUUGUGGCCCUGGCCGUUUCAGAGAACAAAAAUGAAAAUUUGGAAAACUUAGAAAAUGGGAAAUAUUAUUAUUGAGAGAGAUAGAGGUUACAAGUUGAUGUUUCUGAAGUCAAUCACUGCAAAAUGAUCCGUGUCAGUCUCCAUACUUGAGAAGGAUUGGAGGACCCGAGACAAAUAAAGAGGAGAGAAAUUAGUUUCUUUUUUUUUCUCUCUCUCUCUCUCUCUCUUUUUUCUAAGAUUUGGUUUUUACCCUUUUUCUUUUUUUCUUUUUUUUAGAUGAAUGGUUUUUAAAGUCUUUUUCAGAGAAAGACAAAACGUAACUUUGAAUUGUUGGGUUGCUUUUGAAUGUGAUUUGGUUUGCGGCUUGGUAGUGGUGUUUC
This is a messenger RNA of Rubroshorea leprosula, 1472 nucleotides long. The record is from the annotation of a GenBank genome assembly. Lineage: Eukaryota; Viridiplantae; Streptophyta; Magnoliopsida; Malvales; Dipterocarpaceae.